Messenger RNA from Sparassis crispa, 1197 nucleotides. RefSeq lists its product as hypothetical. The record is from RefSeq and is a predicted model, not a curated record. NCBI's taxonomy places the organism in Eukaryota, Fungi, Basidiomycota, Agaricomycetes, Polyporales, Sparassidaceae. The transcript is spliced from 6 exons. The coding region runs from base 1 to 1197 and encodes 398 amino acids.
AUGAACAGGCGAGUGGGCGCAGAGUCGUUCUUAGGUGUGGGAGGAGGUACUGUCUCGAAGGAAUCGCAGAAAAAUCUCGAAAAAGCAGAAGACCUUUGCCGCAAGAGGAAGCCCGAGAAAGCGCUGCCAUUUCUCCUCAAGGCGAUGGAGGAUGGCAACAACCUGGACGCGGCUGUCCAGAUGGCAUUCCUUAUGCCCAACCUAAACGUGUCCGUGAAAGUGCUUGAGGGCGCCGAAGAGCAUGGCCGCAAGCACCUUCAGCGGUCGCUCGGUCCCAAAUGCUUCGAGGACGGAAGCGACCACGUCGGCAACUUCUGGGGCAUCCUUGAGACACGCCCAUACAUGCGCGUCCUGCAAGCUCUCGUGAGGCUGUACUUCGAGAACAAACAAUUCGACAAGUCCGCCAACACUAUCAUCGAGAUGCUGCGCCUCUGCCCGGGGGACAACAUGGGGCAGCGCGAGUGGCUCCCCUCGGUGCUGCUCAAAGUCGGGCGCGCGGCGGACACGCUGUCCUUUGUGCAGUUCUGGCUCGAGGACAGCGACGAUAGGUCGUCGCCGCGGGGCGGGUGUGAGUUCGUGGCGCCGUCGCGCGCGGCGAUGGACGCGGCGCGCGUGGAGAGCCUCAGCAAGUGGUGCAUGGGCGCGAUGGCGUACUCGGGCGCGCUGGCGGCGUACACCCUCUGGGGCGACUGCCUGCUCGCGCGGCAGUACCUGCGCAUCGGUGCCAAGGUGAACCCGCAUGUGCUCAUGAAGAUCCUCGGCAAGGUGGAGCAGCCGCGCUCCCUGAACAUGGACGCGCGGACGUUCAACGGGCCCGAGCAGGCGCACGACUACCUGUGGCUAACGCAGGAUCUGUGGAUGGAGCCGUGCGUGUGGGCGUGGGCGGACGGCGACGCGGAGGCAAAGGCAUGCGUGCUGCGCAAGUGCUCCCGCCCGGACUGCGGGCGCCUCGAAGAGCGCGUCGCCGAGUUCAAGCGCUGUGGCGGGUGCAAGGAGGCCGUGUACUGUGGUCCGGAGUGCCAGAAGGAGGACUGGAAGGUUCACAAAGCUAAAUGCCAGGAAGCCAAGCGCAUCAAGGAGCUCGUUCGCGCGAUGGGCCAGGGGAAGAAGCCACCAGGCACGCCGAGCGAGGGCUACCCCCUCGCUGCCGCCGCGGAUUUCACCGCGAGCGGUAUCUCCACCCGUUUCUACAACUGA